Paraglomus occultum is the source of this 606-nucleotide messenger RNA. Lineage: Eukaryota; Fungi; Glomeromycota; Glomeromycetes; Paraglomerales; Paraglomeraceae. The record is from the annotation of a GenBank genome assembly.
AUGGUUCUAGCAAACGACAUACCCGAACCCGUUCACAUAAAACUCGAUAAUCAAGUCCCAACCUUACAAGAGUAUUCUUAUGCACUUUCAGAGCUUGAAUUCUUAGCCACACAAUCACUCGUACGCUUCGAACCGACAUCUGCUUUGCCAGUCGUCAAACUCAUAUGUGGAACAUACGGGCCUUUUUCUCCGCCUCGUAAAACCUAUGUUCCAUUAUGGCUUGCUUUAUGUCUUUACGAACAUGAUCGAGGGAGGAUUCUGUUACCGGAAUGGAUGACUGCUGAGGCGUUGGCAAAGAGCGUGGAAGAAGAACAAAAGUUUGAAGGAGUGUUCAGUUCCAUUCAUCCCCAUUGGAUGGUGAUAUCCAAAAUUCUUAUCGAGAAAACGGGCCAAGAUAUUCCAAACCUAGAAGAAAUUAAAAAAAGUCUACAACGUCUCAAGGAAAUUCGAUGGGAGAAAAUGCGUCGCGGUGUAUCGGAACUCAAUCCGUAUCAUUUGCAGACAAACAAUCUUAGCUACAUGGAAAUCAAUCUUAUACGGCCGGUAUUUGUAAAGGCAAUGCAAACUUUGAGAAAAAUAAAUCCGGCCGAGUCGACAGCAUUAUGA